ACCGUGGAGCAGCCCCUCGAGGCCGACGCGGACGCCGUCGACGUCGCGCCGGGCUCCGGCGGCGUCGGCGAGGUCUGGAUCCGCGGGCCGACGCUCUUCUCGGGCUACGACGGGAACGCCGCCGCGACGGCCGAGGCCAUCACGCCCGACGGCUGGUUCCGCACGGGCGACCUCGCCAAGGUCGACGGCCACGGCUACCUGACGAUCACGGACCGCGCCAAGGACAUGAUCCUCGUGGGCUCGGAGAACGUCUACUGCGUCGAGGUCGAGCGCGUGCUCAACGACCACCCGGGGGUCAAGCUCGCGACGGUCUACGGCAUGCCCGACGACGCCAUGGGCGAGCGCGUCAAGGCCGUCGUCGUCAAGCAGGACGAGUCGCUCACGGCGGCGGCGCUCCGGCGCCACGCCGCGGCGAGGCUCGCGGAUUUCAAGGUGCCGUCGUCCGUCGAGUUCGUGACCCGGGCGGAGCUGCCCAUGACGGGCUCGGGCAAGGUCGCCAAGGCCGCGCUCAAGAAG
Aureococcus anophagefferens is the source of this 516-nucleotide messenger RNA. RefSeq lists its product as hypothetical. The transcript has a single exon. The annotation marks the transcript as partial. Lineage: Eukaryota; Pelagophyceae; Pelagomonadales; Pelagomonadaceae. The record is from RefSeq and is a predicted model, not a curated record.